AUGGCAACGAUUGCGGCACCGUUGCUUCCCCGCCUGGCACUCCCAGCUCUGCCAGCUGUCUCACGCUGGGCGACAUUCUAUACCUCCAGAUACAGUCUACCCUUUCUACCGACGCUUUCGAUCGCCGUACCUGGUGUGAGCAUCAGCUUGCCUGGGCUUUUGGGCGACAUAUGGGAGGGCAUCCUACGCGCCGUACCGAAGAACAAGACAUCACAUUCGAGGAAGAGGCAGAGGCAAAUGGCUGGCAAGGCACUGAAGGAUGUGAACCACUUGUGCAAGUGCCCGGGGUGCGGUCAAGCCAAGAGAACUCAUCGUCUCUGCCAGAACUGCCUCGAGGACAUGCGACGGAUAUGGAAAGAGGACUUUCCUCCAGCGCCCAUCGCCUGA
Messenger RNA from Emericellopsis atlantica, 387 nucleotides. RefSeq lists its product as uncharacterized. Bases 1 to 387 code for a protein of 128 amino acids. The record is from RefSeq and is a predicted model, not a curated record. Lineage: Eukaryota; Fungi; Ascomycota; Sordariomycetes; Hypocreales; Bionectriaceae. Gene Ontology annotation, cellular component: mitochondrial large ribosomal subunit. The transcript is spliced from 2 exons. Gene Ontology annotation, molecular function: structural constituent of ribosome. Gene Ontology annotation, biological process: translation.